This is a messenger RNA of Leptonychotes weddellii (Weddell seal), 1941 nucleotides long. Lineage: Eukaryota; Metazoa; Chordata; Mammalia; Carnivora; Phocidae. The record is from RefSeq and is a predicted model, not a curated record.
GGACAUGUGCGCUGGCCCAGACCGCCCGCGACCAUGAGCCUGACCGCCCGCGUCUCCUGCUCCAUGCUCAGCUGCUUCGGUGAGGAGGGGCCCCCCAGCCUGGAGUACAUCCAAGCCAAGGAUCUGUUCCCCCCCAAGGAACUAGUGAAAGAGGAGGAGAACCUGCAGGUGCCCUUUACAGUGCUGCAGGGUGAGGGAGUGGAGUUCUUGGGCCGGGCAGCCGAUGCCCUCAUUGCCAUCUCCAACUACCGGCUGCAUAUCAAGUUCAAAGAUUCUGUCAUCAACGUCCCCCUCCGGAUGAUUGACAGUGUGGAGAGCCGUGAUAUGUUCCAGUUGCACAUUGCCUGCAAGGACUCCAAGGUGGUGAGGUGCCACUUCUCCACUUUCAAGCAGUGCCAAGAGUGGCUGUCACGGCUAAGCCGGGCCACCGCGAGACCUGCCAAGCCUGAAGACCUCUUUGCCUUCGCCUACCAUGCCUGGUGCCUGGGGCUGACAGAGGAGGACCAGCAUACCCACCUGUGUCAGCCAGGAGAGCACAUACGAUGUCGGCAGGAGGCCGAGCUCACGAGGAUGGGCUUUGAUCUGCAGAAUGUCUGGAGAGUCUCCCACAUCAACAGCAACUACAAAUUGUGCCCCAGUUACCCCCAGAAGCUGCUGGUUCCUGUGUGGAUCACAGACAAAGAGCUGGAGAAUGUGGCUUCCUUCCGCUCCUGGAAGCGGAUCCCCGUGGUUGUGUAUAGACACCUGCGCAACGGGGCUGCAAUCGCCCGCUGCAGCCAGCCGGAGAUCAGCUGGUGGGGCUGGCGCAAUGCCGAUGAUGAGUACCUGGUCACGUCCAUCGCCAAAGCCUGUGCCCUGGACCCGGGGACAAGGGCCACUGGGGGCUCCCUCAGCACUGGGAAUAGUGAUGCCAGCGAGGCAUGUGACACUGACUUCGAUUCCUCCUUGACUGCAUGCUCUGGAGUGGAGAGCACAGCGGCCCCCCAGAAGCUGCUGAUCCUGGACGCUCGAUCCUACACGGCGGCAGUGGCCAACCGGGCCAAGGGUGGAGGCUGUGAGUGCGAAGAAUACUACCCCAACUGUGAGGUUGUGUUCAUGGGAAUGGCCAACAUCCAUGCCAUCCGGAACAGCUUCCAGUACCUCCGGGCUGUGUGUAGCCAGAUGCCGGAUCCCAGCAACUGGUUGUCGGCCCUGGAGAGCACCAAAUGGCUGCAGCACUUGUCGGUGAUGCUCAAGGCAGCCGUGCUCGUGGCUAAUACCGUGGACCGGGAAGGCCGGCCCGUGUUGGUGCACUGCUCAGAUGGCUGGGACCGGACGCCACAGAUCGUAGCCCUGGCCAAGAUACUACUGGACCCGUAUUACAGGACGCUGGAGGGCUUCCAAGUUUUAGUAGAGUCUGACUGGCUAGAUUUUGGGCACAAGUUUGGAGAUCGCUGCGGCCACCAGGAGAAUGCAGAGGACCAAAAUGAGCAAUGCCCGGUGUUCCUCCAGUGGCUUGAUUCUGUUCAUCAGCUGCUCAAGCAGUUUCCCUGCCUGUUUGAGUUUAAUGAAGCAUUCCUGGUCAAGCUGGUGCAGCACACGUACUCCUGCCUCUAUGGCACGUUCCUGGCCAACAACCCCUGUGAGCGAGAGAAGCGCAACAUCUACAAGCGGACCUGCUCUGUGUGGGCUCUCCUGCGAGCUGGCAAUAAGAACUUCCAUAACUUCCUCUACACACCUGGCUCCGACAUGGUCCUGCAUCCUGUGUGUCACGUCCGGGCCCUGCACCUCUGGACAGCUGUUUAUUUGCCAGCAUCAUCUCCAUGUCCGCUCGGGGAGGAGACCAUGGACCUUUACCUUUCCCCGGUGGCUCAGAGCCAGGAGUUUUCGGGCCGCUCUCUGGACAGGUAUCCACUGCUAACACUCUGGUGCCUGUCCUUCCAGAUGUUUAUUUCUACAUAG